Molecule: messenger RNA, 1349 nt
Organism: Prorocentrum cordatum
Lineage: Eukaryota; Dinophyceae; Prorocentrales; Prorocentraceae
Source: the annotation of a GenBank genome assembly
UGUUGUUUUGGCUGCUGUUCGUGAUGGUGUGGUUGUUUGUGGCAAUAGAAGAUAUUGUAGCCUCCGGCCCAUCCCAUAACAUGGCCUGGGUUGAGGAUCAUCUGUUGACACUCGCCCUCUCGGUGGAGGCAUGCUAGGAGUGGCACCAGAAGCUAUGGCUAGCGCUAGUUGAUUCAGGAAAGGCCUUCGACACCGUCGAUCACGAGGCGCUGUGGAAAGUGUUGCGCGACUUCGACAUCGAGAAAGGGUACAUAUCGUUAUUGCGCAAACUGUAUACAGACCAAGCCGCCACAGGAGUUGCAGGGGAAAAGCUCAAGCAGUUCGCGUGGGGCAGAGGUGUAAAGCAAGGCGACCCGAUCAGCGGCCUUCUCUUCAAUGCUGUCAUGGAGAGGUGCUCCCGGACUUUGAAGGGCAAGUGGGGAUCUCUGAUCAAUCGCAGAACUGGCCAGUACUUCGGCUUCGUCAUUGACGUCCCAUGCCGUCUGUUGACAAACUUGAGAUUCGCUGAUGACGUGCUUCUCUUUGGCCAGAGUCAGAACGAUGCGGCAAACAUGCUGUCCCACCUACAGCAAGAAGCUGCGCAGGACGGAUUCAUCAUGCACCCGGACAACACAAAUUUGCUCGCGAUUGUGAGCGUUAGAGUUGGUUCAUACGUGAAGAUGGGAAACGCUAGUGUAGAGGUUGUGCCGCCCACCGGUUUUGAGAACUAUCGAGGGCGCAUUAUCUGCCUGGGCGAGUACCGUGAGACAGAGUUCGCCAAUCGAGUGGUAGCGGCGUGGAGAGUUUUUGGCCCAGCUCUAGCACAUUCUCUGUUCGAGGCGAUACGCUUCGACUUCGAGACUCAAGCUGUUUGACACAGUGGUUACGCCUGGUGUUCAGUACGGGUCGUCGGCCUGGACUGCACAGGAGGAUGCCCGGAGGCGACUGCUGACCACAUGACGAAAGAUGCAUCGUAAGAUCGUUCAGGUCUCCAGAUACCGUCAGGAAACAUGGAUGGAGUACGUGAUCCGGUCCACCCGGGAGUGCGAGAAGUACAUGUACACAUUCGGGAGAAGGGACUGGGCUGUUAUUCGGAGGGGCCGCAAGAAGAAACUUGCCUUUGCAACUUUAAAUAAUACUCGAGGCAAGUGGAGCACGAGGCUGCUACAUUGGACGCAAUUCUGCCGCACUGCCGCGCGGCGACCGCUGGGACGACCCCGCAAGAGGUGGGGAGACGCUGAUUGAGGCCUCUGCCAGUCCUUUGCGAUUUUCGGCUCAGUGCAUUCUUCUCCUCCGAUCUCUCCUCUUCAGCUCCGUGCACUUUUGGGUCGCCGAUGCCAAGUUUGCGAUAUUUGCCGCUUGCGCCGGGC